Messenger RNA from Cotesia glomerata, 1109 nucleotides. Its product is annotated as mismatch repair endonuclease PMS2-like. Gene Ontology annotation, cellular component: MutLalpha complex. Gene Ontology annotation, molecular function: ATP hydrolysis activity; ATP-dependent DNA damage sensor activity; ATP binding. The transcript is spliced from 3 exons. Lineage: Eukaryota; Metazoa; Arthropoda; Insecta; Hymenoptera; Braconidae. The annotation marks the transcript as partial. The record is from RefSeq and is a predicted model, not a curated record. Gene Ontology annotation, biological process: mismatch repair.
AAGCGAACAAUAUUUUUGUUGCAAGAAAAAUUAAUAUUCGGUACUAUUAAAAUGAGUUUGCAGACUAAAUGGGACAAAAUGCAAGGUAAUUUUACUGAGCAGGCUUUAACUCAACUUCAGGUAUCAUUUAAACGUAAUCUUGUACGAAACAGUUCAACAUCUCCACCUUCAAAAAAACUACAAUUAUCUUCAAACGAUUCAAAUGAAAAUAAAAAUAAUAAUGAAGAAAAUAAUCGUAUUAAGAAUGAAUUCGUGCGACAAGAAAUAGAUGUUACUAAAUUAAAAAAACUACCGGACAGAGAAAUAAAAAUAGAUAUUGAGUCAGUAUUGGCGGCUGUUGAAUUAAAAACUAAACGGCAAAAAAAUAAAGAUUUAGAAUAUAAAAUAAAAUUCCGAGCUGAGAUCGAUGUAGCUAAAAAUAAUGAUGCAGAGGAAGAAUUAAAAAAACAAUUGACUAAAGAAAAUUUUAUGGAGAUGAAAAUAAUUGGGCAGUUUAACUUGGGAUUUAUAAUUACACAACUAGACGGAGAUCUUUUUUUAAUAGAUCAGCAUGCAAGUGAUGAAAAAUUUAAAUUUGAGAAGUUAAACAGCGAAACUAAACUAAAAACACAAAAGUUAGUAAUACCAAAGCCUUUAAAUCUAACAGCUGUCAACGAGACAAUAUUACUUGAACAUCAAGAAUUUUUUCAUGCCAACGGUUUUAGUUUUGACGUCAAUGAAUAUGACCAAGUGGGUAAACGAAUAAAAUUAAUUGGAAUGCCUGUGAGUGGGUAUUGGCAAUUCGGUCAAACAGACAUAGAAGAAUUAAUAUUUUUAAUAAAAGAAGGUGAUCCUGAAGGUGUGAACAGUAAUCUUUUGGAGGGAAAAAUUCUACGUCCAAGUCGAAUACGUCAGAUGCUUGCUUCAAGAGCUUGUCGAAGUGCUGUGAUGAUUGGUACAGCUUUAAACACUUCAGAAAUGCAACGUCUGCUGACACAAAUGAGUCAAAUGCAAAAUCCAUGGAAUUGUCCUCAUGGUAGACCCACCAUAAGGCAUUUAUUAUCUCUGAAUCUCUUACAUAAUUCAUAAUUAAUUCAGUAUCAAUAUUAAUAGUUAAUAUAAAAAAUUUU